This is a messenger RNA of Owenia fusiformis, 3232 nucleotides long. The record is from the annotation of a GenBank genome assembly. Lineage: Eukaryota; Metazoa; Annelida; Polychaeta; Sabellida; Oweniidae.
AAACAUUUAAUUGUCAUAAGUAAGUACCUUUGGUAAUUAAAAAAUACUGAGGAGGAAUCAAAGUAAAUGUUGACAAACUAUAUCAAUUAUACGAAAUACACAGCAAAACAAGGAAUGUGAAUGAAAUUGGGCACACACAAAAGAUCAAGAAGCAACAAAUACAGAAAUAGUAUAUCAUAGUUUUCAUAAACAUCUACAAACUAUCUUUCAAAAAUGAAGAUGCAGUUUUUUAUUGUAGCUGUUGUAUGUACAUGUAUGUUCAUAAACUAUGCGUUGUCUGAUAGCACCACAGAAUGUGAUGUCAAGGACGGUAAUUAUGGCGUGUUGAAAAUAAGUUGUCCACCUGGAACAGACAUCAACACAGUUAACACUGGACAAAUUAAUAUUGAGAACAUACAUACUUUGGAUGUCACACAUAACAAUCUAACAAGCAUCCCUUUAUGGAUUUGUGAAUUCAGGAGCUUAACGAAUCUGGAUCUAUCUUACAAUAGCAUAGUUGAGAUCCCCAAAGAUAUAUUCAGAUGUGGAUCAAACUUCAGAAGUUUAGAAACUAUUGAUUUGAGCUUUAACAAAAUACGAAAGCUUCAAGCUGGUGUUUUUGACAACCUAAUGAUGCUAAACACACUUUACAUGAAUAACAAUGAUAUGGAAAUGAUCGAAAAAGACAUGUUCUCUGACAGGCUCAGCUUCAAAUAUAUAGACUGGAGCUAUAAUAAACUUACAUCCAUCGACUCAAAGUUUAUUCAACUCUUACUCAUGAGUCCUUCAUAUGUAAUCAAAGUGUUUGACUUUUCUCACAACGAAAUCUACAAAUUUGAUAACACUGGAUUUAGAGUUGAUUUUAAAAGACAGCAUAUUUCUUACUUAAAUUUGCAGCACAACAAAUUCAAGUAUAUAAACGUUGACAUAGUCAAAGCAAUUUUUAACAUUACUGAUAUAACAGAGUUGAAAACCUUAUUUAGCCUCGAUGGAUUCCUGUAUAUUGACAUUUCUAAUAAUCCAAUCAUGUGUGACUGUAAUAUGUACGAAAUCAAACAGUUUCUAAAUGAGUUGAUUUUAUUUCCAUCCACCCCAGACAUAUUCAAAUCUUGGGUGGAGCAAUCAAUAACUUGUAUGUACCCUGCUGAUGUCAAAGGAAAGCCAAUUACAAAAUUAGAUGGCACUCAGUUGAUAUGUAACAUUACAGAAAAAUGCCCAGAAAAAUGUACCUGUAUGCGUAAACCAGAGAUGAAGCGCCUAGAAGUAAACUGUAGUAGCCAGAGUCUUGAGGAAUUACCGAACAGUCUUCCAUUAAAUCAAAAUGACAAUAGCGAGUUGAUCAACCUGGAUAUGUCAGGUAAUUUACUCAGCGAAAUUAAAAAUCGGAGCUAUCUACCUAAUCUUGGGACAUUUGAUGUAAGUGGUAACAGAUUGAAUACAAUUGAAGAUGAAGCCUUGGACAAUUUAAAUGCCAUCCAGAAAUGGUACCUCCAUGAUAAUCAAUUUUCAACACUUCCAAGCAAAAUGAAAGAUAUGCCUUUCCCAAUUCUUUCUAAUUUGACCUUACAUGGAAAUCAUCUGGUGUGCAACUGCUCCACAAUGUGGUUGAAACCUUGGCUCUGGGCCUUAAAAGAAGAUAAACGCCUCCAUAAACCAAGAAUGAUAACAUGUGGUGAGACAGGGGACAUAAUUAUAGAACAUGAUUUUAAUGAAGCCAUCUGUUAUAUUAACUGGGGACUUAUUGUUGGACUACCAAUGCUAUGUCUGACUCUUGUCACCAUGGGUCUCAUUACAUUGUAUCGCUUCAGAAACAUUAUUGUGUUGUUCAUCAGAAAAAGGCGUGAAUACAAAGAAAUUCCAGGAGGAAAAGAAUAUGAUGUUUUUGUCGGUUAUGUAACUCAAGAUGUUAUGUGGAUCCGGAAUGUUCUUAUACCCCUCCUGGAGCCAAAAUACAAACUCUGUAUACACAACAGGGAUUUUGAAGUUGGAAAACCGAUAGUGGACAAUAUUGCGAACAGUAUUGGGAAAAGUCAACGAUCAAUAAUGGUUCUAUCGCCUCGAUUCUUGGAGAGUGGAUGGUGCAAGGAAGAGUUUCUGAUUGCGCAUAGACAAUACAUGUUGAAUCCCAGCCAGGUGUUGAUCCCUAUACUGCUACCCGACUUUGACACAACCCAAGAAAUGCCAAGCCAUGUGAAAUGCUAUCUGCAGGCUCACACUUACCUGAAAUGUGACGAUCCAUGGUUUGAUAAGAAGAUCAAAGACCGAAUGCCAAAAACUAGUAUUAUUGAAUAUAAAGAGGAGAUGAACAAUCAAAGACAUCUUGCAGUCAAGAUUGACAAUAAUGAUGACAUCAAAGAGCUGAAUGAUGCCAUCCCUGAUGCCAUACGUGUGUCAACCAUAUCAAAUGGCACAGUUAUACCAAACAUUCUGAAUGGUCAUAUUCCAAAUGAAAAGCCACAGAAUGGACAUGUAGAAAAUGGACACAUCAAGCAUAUCGAAGGUGCUCCAAAUGAACAUACCAAUGAUGAGAAUAUCAAAAAUAAUCGGGAAAAUAUCCAAUAUGAAAAUGUUGUGUAUGAGAUAGAUCCAGAAGACAUUAAUGUUGUAUGAAAUAUGGUAUUGUGAAAUAUGUUAACUGAUUAAGUUUGGCAGUUUUCACAAAUGUCAUUUACUUUUAAAUAUCAUCAGUAUGCACACAUUUCAAGUAUACAAGUACAACAUACUAUGGGAGUACAAGUUCUGCUCCAAAACUGGUUGUGAAAAUGCUUGCUUAUUUAUCAAUUUUUUGCUGUAACUUGUGAAGUGAAGCGAUUUUGUUCAUACAGGGACAGGGAAACCAGAACAUUCAAACAUCUGUCUAAUCUAAACCCCUCUCAAUGUGAACACUUUUUGGUCCCAAUUAUGUUAUCUCCCAUUGACUCACAUGUUUAUAAAUCCUUGAAAUGUGAACACUUGCGCUAAUUCAAACACUUUUGGACAUUUCCAGAGGCGUUCGGAUUAGAUUGUAUGUAAAUAUUUGACAGUAUGACACAUUGUCUUAUGACAAUUUGGUUAGUAAAGUAUUUAGUUAAGAUAUGAAUAUGAGGUUUUUGGAUUUUAAGAAAAUAUAUUUAUCAUUAUAUAUUAUAAGGAAUAAUUUGUUCUCUAAAGAACAUGUAACAUGAGUGUAUAAAGCACAACCAGCAAACAUUUUUGCAGAAUUAGUUUUAGAAUUCAACAUUAUAUUUUGCCUACUCUAUGCUUUUAAGAUGCA